GUGUGCAUGUUGCGAGUUCGUCCUGUCCCUUCCUAAUUGCUCGAUCCAUGUUGAUUCUUCAAGUCCCCAUGAAUACUUCUAGCAUUCUCAAUACCAUAGGCAACAGGAUGUCUACAAACAGUCUCAUCAGGCAUCACACCUUUUGCUGGAAGAAAUGCUCCCAGAUUUGUGUCCGUCCUGGAACGGCGAGACAAAUGUGGACAUUGGAAGCGCACCUAAGACGGCCAGCUGUCAAACCCGCUGUUAAGACUUUGAUGAAUUCUUCAGGCAGAUUAUUUUCCACAAGGGGAGAACUGCUACAGCUUCCUAAGAUAAUCGGUGUUUUCGAUAGACAACUCAAACUGGAUGUUGGUCUGUCAGUUUCGCGAAGCUUGUCCACAUCAAGUGUUGUGUUAUUGGACCAAAUCCUGGAAAAGGAACACAGCAAGAUCGAUGCAGGGACCAGAAAUGGUAAUCAGGAAGGCACAUUAGGCACAAGUUCCAGGAAAGACGUAGGGAACGAGGCAUCUUUAGAAGAUCUCCAGGAAGCAGAUGAGUACUUAUCAACAGAGCAGUGGAAGGCACUGAAGGAGGAAUGGAAUCAGAAUGCCAAGCCUUAUCAGACCCAGACACUCUUUGAGUCGCGCACCAUGGCUCGCCUCUGCAGUAAGUCCUUCUUCCAGAAAGGACGCUCUCUCCUCGAGUUCAUUUGCCAAGAGGGUUCACCCCUGACGUAUCCCCUCAUGAGCUCCUAUCUGUACCUCUGCGUCAGGGAAGGCAACCACGAAGAGCUCUUCUCGGUCCAGGAGUGGUUUGCGGCCAACCACCCUGUCCUGGACGACGGAGUGCUUAGCAAUCUCAUCGCUGGCUUCUGUCAAACCAGCCGAUGGCGGGAGAGCCUGAAAUUCCUAGAGGACUUGAAGCAGCUUGAUGCCUCAACAGCCCGCAAUUAUCAGAACAUCAUCUGUGCUGCCUGUGAUUCGGGAGACUUCAACCUGGUUGAAGAGCUUCUCCAGGACCUGUACAGCCGCGGCACCUGCCCCACUGAGCAGACCUGCCUGAAACUCCUGCAAACAUUCCACUGCGAUACAGAGGAUCUUUCUGUCAGUGAUCAAAGUAACAAGCUGGUCACUGAACUCCUGAAGUAUUUCCGUUCCAAGAGGUUCUACCCAUCAGUGGCUGUGGGUAACGAGUUGAAAAGUUGGUUUCAUAGGAAGCAUGGUGAGGUGUGGAAGGCAUCCAUGACUAAAGUGACAAAGAGCGGCAAGUGUAAAUCCUGCGGUUCCAAGCUGGAGUCGUUGGACAUCAGCCAGGAGGAUUUCCUGAAUCUGAAGCAUCAAAUCACAGAGAAGGUGAUCAAAGGAGGGGACAUUUUUAAGAAGACCCGGCCAGAUGAGUUGCAAGCUUUCAUGGAGUUCGUGGACGAGGGGGGCCCAUACGAUGUCAUCAUCGAUGGGUUGAAUAUAGCGCACAUCAGACAGAAUGUCCAGCCUUCUAAAUUGCUGAGGCAGUUUGUGGUGUACCUAGCCCAGGAGUGCAGCCUGAAGUGCCUUGUGCUGGGUCGACAGCACAUGCUGCGUUACAGCAAAACCUGGUCCAGACAUCACAUGCAAGUCAUACAGGACGUAGCCGACUGCUUCUUCACUGAAAACAUCUCUGAAGACGACCCGUUCAUGCUGUACGCAACCCUGCACAGUGGGCCCAAGGCCUGCUACGUGUCACGUGACAUGCUGCGCGAUCACAAGGCGCUCCUGGAUCAGCCGACCCACGUAGCAUUUGUCAAAUGGCAGAGAGGGCACCAGAUGUACCCACUGGGCUUCCAAGGGGAAAAGCAAACUUCAAAGCGAGAACUGCGCACGACACUGUAGCCCAGCACACCGACUCUGGAUGGCACGUACCUUGCGAUGACGGCCUCCCGCGAUACUCCUACCAAGUGCCUCUGGAUUGGCUGUGUGCCAGGAAGGUCAAAUGAGGUCAAUCAAAGUGCCUCCACAUUCACCAACGAGUGGACAGGCUUAGUCUCACGGAGUAACCUGUGCCUACAUGUUAUUUAUGGACUGAUACUACUGAACGUGAAAGAAUUUCAGCCACCAAUUGCUUAGC
This is a messenger RNA of Patiria miniata (bat star), 2082 nucleotides long. RefSeq names its product mitochondrial ribonuclease P catalytic subunit-like. Gene Ontology annotation, molecular function: ribonuclease P activity; protein binding. The coding region runs from base 48 to 1847 and encodes 599 amino acids. The record is from RefSeq and is a predicted model, not a curated record. Lineage: Eukaryota; Metazoa; Echinodermata; Asteroidea; Valvatida; Asterinidae. Gene Ontology annotation, cellular component: mitochondrial ribonuclease P complex; mitochondrion. Gene Ontology annotation, biological process: mitochondrial tRNA 5'-end processing; tRNA 5'-leader removal. The transcript has 7 exons.